AAUCACGCCUCCCUGAGCACGUCACAGAGCAACAUGGCGCUGUCCUGCAGGAGUGGUGCUGCCAUGAAGAAGUACCUGCUGCUCUUGGCUCAGGAGAACUGCGAGUUUCGCCUACCGGAAAUAAAAUCCCUUCUCUCACUUUAUGGUGGACAUUUCAAUAAUCUUCAAGAUGUGCAUGCAAAGUCACCUUUUUGUAUACUUCACAUCCCUUCAGAAGAACUUGCAAGAAAACUGAUGAAGAGAACUGUGUGUGCAAAGUCCGUUUUUGAGUUGUGGGGACAUGGGAGAUGCUCUGAAGAGCUGCAACAAUCGCUUCAAAGUUAUCCACAGGAAAAAAUGGUUCCCUAUCUUCAGCCCAACUCCACAUACAAAAUAAAUAUCCAUACUUUUAACAAAACUUUGACACAGAAAGAGAAACUUGUUAAGAUAGAUGCAUUGGAGUUUCUUCCAUUUAAAGGGAGAGUGAGUUUACAAAAUGCUGAACAUAUAUUUUAUUUGCUUGAAGAUUAUGGAUCAGAUCCCAACAAUGCUCCUAAAGAACCUCUUCAUAUAUACUUUGGCCGGUGGAUUGCAGAUGGACAGCGUGAGCUUAUCAAUUUCUACAGUGUAAAAAAAAGACACUUUAUUGGGAACACAAGCAUGGAUGCCGGUUUGUCCUUUAUCAUGGCAAAUCAUGCAAGAGUGAAGUCUAAUGAUGUUGUGUUUGAUCCCUUUGUUGGUACUGGUGGUCUUCUUCUGUCCUGUGCCCACUUUGGAGCUUAUGUUUGUGGCACUGACAUUGACUACAAUAUAGUCCAUGGUUUGGGUAAAGCUUCUAGGAUGAAUCAGAAGUGGAGAGGGCCUGAUGAGAAUAUUAGGGCAAACCUACGCCAGUAUGGAUUAGAUAAAUAUUACCUGGAUGUCUUGGUCUCUGAUGCAUCAAAGGCAAUUUGGAGAAAAGGACCCAUAUUUGAUGCCAUCAUUACAGACCCUCCAUACGGCAUUAGAGAGUCCACAAGAAAAACUGGCACACAGAAAGAGAUCAUAAAAACAGAACUAUUUCCUGAAAACCAUGUUCCAGUCCAAUUAUCUUACGACCUUAGUGAAAUUUUUACUGAUCUGUUAAACUUUGCGGCGGAAUUCCUGGUAAUUGGAGGAAGAGUGGUGUACUGGCUACCAGUGUACAAACCUGAAUAUACAGAAGAGGUUAUACCUCGCCACCCAUGCCUGAAACUUAUUAGCAACUGUGAACAGAUGCUUUCCAGCCACACGUCCCGCCUCCUGAUAACAAUGGAAAAGGUGAAGGAGUUUGAGGAAAACGACCAUCAUGCUCAACUUAAAGAUGGCCAGUAUUCAUCGUAUAAAGGUCAUAACUCCUUUCGUGAAAAGUAUUUCAGUGGUUUAACCAAAAGAAUUGCCAGGGAAGAAAAAGCUAGGAAUAAAGAAUCCAACUCAGAAAAUUAUGUUUCCACAAGAAACAGGACGUCUGACCCGCACAAAUCUGAUUAAUAUGGGACCAUGACAUUAUAAACUGAUGUUUUUAAUAAUUCAAUGCAACUGGAAAUUGUGGAUUUUUUUCCCUUUAUAUUCCAGAAUGGCUAUAUAUGACAACAACUUUGCAACCUACAGCUCAUUGACCAUUUCAUCGUGACAAUAUAAUGUUUGCACUGAAGCAAUAAUAGUAUUAUGGUGGCCUUGAUACCGUGUUUUCAUUCGAAGCUCAUUGCCUAGUUUUGUUAUUAUUAUUGCGUUAUGUAGCAGAAAGGUAAAACCAGUAAUAUAUAUAUAUAUAUAUAUAUACAUAUAUAUAUAUAUACAAUAGCACAUACAAUUGUGUUAGUGUAGUCCCUGGCCAAAUCUUCAUUACAUGAAGUUGGACUUUGCUGGAUGUGAAAACUUGUCAUUGUUGUAUUUUGUAUGUAAACGGUAUCACAAUUACAGGCAACCAUAUAUUAAGUUUUUUUAUCGUGAUGACACACAAAAGUUGGUAACAUUGUAAAAGUAUGAUGUUCAUUAGGUGCUUAGAAAUCAUUUUAUCCCUAGGGCUAUGUAAACAAGCUCUUUUUAUUUGUUUUGUUUAAUGUCUAUAAUUGGUGUCAACAGAUUAUGACCAAUGUCCUGUUUAUACCCCAUUUUGCCUAAGACAGGGUUAAGCAGUAAACAUUCAGAAUAUGUUGACUUUUUAUGGUUUACAUUUUUUAAUGUGCAUACAUUUGUGUGCUGUAUUUAUAAUAAUUUUAAAGGGAGUCCAUACACUUAGGUGUCUACAAAGAUCAAGCACACUAGCUGCAGAGUCUCUUGUAGAAGGAAAUAGGACUCUUUGCUUUUCACUCUGCAGACCUCUGGAAUGUGUUCUUAGCAUUGUAAGGGUGAUGAAGUGUUCCUCAUUAAAGAGGUUGCUUUUAUUUGUUAUUGUUUGUAAUUGAUACACAUUAAACACACACACAAUCUUGCUUUUGUCUCCUUAAAACACUGUUGCAUGUAAAGACCCCUUUGUGGUUAGUUAUAGGUUUGAAGGACUUUGGGAGGCUAUGAGGGCAUAUUGAGCCUGUCCACAUCUGAAGCUCAUCUGUGCUUUUUGAUUUGUUUUUACAUUCCUUAAACUCUGCUCUUUCUUAAGACCACUGACUAUGUGUUAUUUUUUUAUUACUCAGAACUAAAAGUGUUUUGUUUUUUUUGUUCUGGUGGAGUCAUAACAAAUAGGUAUGACUUGCCUUAGGUCGACAGUGUAAUUAUGUCUUUGAAAUUAAAGCUUUGUUUGCAUUUA
Molecule: messenger RNA, 2746 nt
Organism: Bombina bombina (fire-bellied toad)
Lineage: Eukaryota; Metazoa; Chordata; Amphibia; Anura; Bombinatoridae
Gene: TRMT11
Product: tRNA methyltransferase 11 homolog
Exons: 13
Coding region: 34-1488 (484 amino acids)
Biological process (GO): methylation
Cellular component (GO): cytoplasm
Molecular function (GO): nucleic acid binding
Source: RefSeq, a predicted model, not a curated record